AAUGUUUAGUCAGUUGUCCGUCUAACAGUGUUGGUCAUGGAAUACGUUAAUUGGCUCAUAAUAAUAAAUACGCGGCUUUCCUUGUAGAUAAACUAUACUUUAUUAACUUCAGUCCACAGGGAAAUUUGUUAUUUGUGAACCAUUGUGUCGUACUAAGCUGUCGUCGAAUGGGAUCACUGAUCCCGUUACUAGUGUGCGUGAGCGUAGCACAGACAGCGCCUCAACAAAACAGCAAUAUCACUUAUAUCAAGCCUUUAGAACCGACACAACCUGCACUGAAAACUGCCAAAACCGAAUCUAGAAUAGAAAAUGUUACGAUACCAACUGACGCUGAGAAGGAAAUAAGGAGCUCCUCGCAAGCUAACUAUAGCCAACCUAUCUAUAAUUACUCUGACAGGAUAUACUCCAUCAAAAACAAACCAAAAUCUACAACAGAGAAGAUUAUCCCUUCAACUGAAGAUAUUAAAGAAACUUCAAGCGAAAAACCUGAAGAAAGUACAUCUGACAUUGUAGCUGUUGAGAGUAUAACCAGCGACAGAACAUUCGAUGAGACAGAGAGAACAACUGCAAGCGACGAAACCAUUACUGAGAAAUACGAAGAAGAUUCAACAGUAACUACUGAGGUUUACGAGGAAACUACUAGAUUACCGACUCCCCGACUAUUACCAAAGCUGAGUUAUUACGGUAAAUCUUCUUCAGGGUCAUUCUCGCAGAACUUGAUCCCCAUCCCUGGUAAGAGAAAGUUCCGGUCACGAUGCCGAUGUGAGAAAAUUUGGAACUGCGCCAAACUGCAAAUCAGUGUACCACGAUGUCCCGAAGAGUAUUUUAUGUGCUGUGCAUAGACUUGUAAACGUGUAGAACUCUAUUAGUUGUAAGCCCACCGAACAUUUAUGAUAUAAAAGAAAUCUGACACCAGUAUGCUCGAUAUUUUUAUUAUGAAGUGUUGGUAUAACGCAGAGUUGUCACUACCUAGUACUAAAACAAAGCAUCGCUUAGCGCUGUCUGUCCCUUUGUAUCCUUAGAUCUUUAAAACUAGGCAACUGAUUUUGAAGCGGUUUAUAUGGAUAGAUAGCGAUUCAGGAGAAAGGGUUAUAAUAGUUUACAUGUACUUACCUAUAUUAACAUCCGUCAUAAGGGCUAUGAUCAGUUUCUUUGCGAGAUCAGAUAAAAGACGAGGAAAUCCGCAAACGGAGAAAGGUCGCCGAAUAGCCCAACGGAUUAGCAAGUUGAAGUGGCAGUGGACAGGGCACACAGCGCGGAGAACCGAUGGCCGCUGAGGCAGAAAGGUAAUCGAGUGUAGGACGUCCAUCCGCAAGAUGGACAGACGACCUGAUUAAGGUCGCCGGGAGCCGCUGGAUGCAGGUCGCUUCCAA
Messenger RNA from Spodoptera litura, 1373 nucleotides. RefSeq lists its product as uncharacterized. NCBI's taxonomy places the organism in Eukaryota, Metazoa, Arthropoda, Insecta, Lepidoptera, Noctuidae. The record is from RefSeq and is a predicted model, not a curated record.